CUGACUGUGGAGGACGUGGUGGUCGAUACCAUCGUCUACGCGGGCGUGGCGAUCGCCUUCGUCGUCACCCUCUAUCCGUUCCUGUUCGUGCUCAGCAUGUCGAUCAGCGAUCCGGUGGCCGUCGCCAGGCGGGAGGUCUUUCUGCUGCCCAAGGGGUUCAGUCUGGCCGCCUACCGGACCGUGCUCAGCGAUCCCGUCGUGAUCAGAAGCUACUACAACACCCUUUGGUAUACCGCCGUGGGCACGGCGCUGAACCUGGUGUUCACGGUGAUGGCCGCCUACCCGUUGUCCAAGCGCAACUUCUCGGCGCGCGGCGUGCUGAUGUUCCUGAUCGUGUUCACGAUGUUCUUCUCCGGCGGCUUGAUCCCGCUGUUCGUGCUGGUGGUCAAGCUGGGGCUCUACGGCACCCGCUGGGCGAUCGUGAUCCCGCCGUUGAUCGCCACCUUCAACCUGAUCAUCUGCCGCACGUUCUUUCAGACUCUUCCGGAGGAUCUGUUCGAGUCCGCCCGGAUCGAGGGCGCAGGCGAAUGGCGCAUCGUCUGGAAGAUCGUGCUGCCGCUGUCCAAGCCGAUCGUCGCCGUGCUGGUGCUGUUCUACGGGAUCGCCCACUGGAACAGCUUCUUCCCUGCCUUGCUCUACCUGCCGAAAGCCGACCUGCAGCCGAUCCAGAUCUACCUGCGCCGGGUGCUGAUCCAGGCAUCGCCGGAGGCGGUGCAGCAGUUCGAGACCGGGGAGGCUGGCGAGGGCAUCAUGGCGAUGGUGCAGAUCAAGUUCGCGGUGAUGAUCGUGGCGAUGCUGCCGAUCCUGCUGCUGUAUCCGUCCUGCAGAAGUACUUCGUCAAGGGCGUGUUGA
Messenger RNA from Geodia barretti, 852 nucleotides. The record is from the annotation of a GenBank genome assembly. NCBI's taxonomy places the organism in Eukaryota, Metazoa, Porifera, Demospongiae, Tetractinellida, Geodiidae.